CAGCAGCAGCAGCAGCACAGUUCUGGGAGGAGGAGAAACCAGCGACCAGCAGCAGCAACAGGCGACGACUGUAAGCACGUUGAGGUGAAGAUGAGCGACGCAGUUCAGGCCAAAGUGGAACUUUUUGUCAAGGCGGGGAGCGAUGGUCAAAGCAUCGGAAACUGUCCUUUCUCCCAGCGUCUCUUCAUGGUGCUGUGGCUGAAAGGAGUCACGUUUGACGUCACGACCGUGGAUAUGAAGAGGAAGCCGGACAUCUUGAAGGACCUGGCUCCUGGUGCUCAGCCUCCCUUCCUUUUGUACGGCAGCGAGGUGAAAACUGACACCAACAAGAUCGAGGAGUUCCUGGAGGAAAGACUGUGCCCUCCCAAAUAUCCACGUCUGGCUGCUCGUAACCCAGAGUCCAACACAGCAGGCAUGGACGUCUUCUCCAAAUUCUCCGCCUACAUCAAGAACUCAAACCCGCAGGCAAACGAGAAUUUAGAGAAAGGCCUGCUGAAGGCUUUGAAGAAGCUGGACGACUACCUCGGCUCCCCACUUCCUGACGAGAUUGACGAGAAUAGUGCUGAUGAGGUCACUGUCUCUUCCCGCCCCUUCCUGGACGGCCAACAGCUCACUCUGGCUGACUGCAACCUGCUGCCAAAGCUCCACAUCGUGAAGGUGGUGUGUUUGAAAUACCGACAAUUCAACAUCCCCGAGUAUCUAACCAACCUCUGGAGGUACCUGAACGCAGCGUACGCGCGGGAGGAGUUCGCCUCCACCUGCCCCGGUGACCAGGAGAUCCACAUCGCUUACUCCUGCGUGGCCAAAGCUCUCAAGUAGGAGGACAGCAGGAUGCACGACUCGCACAUGCACCAGCAGAACAACAUUAAAAAAAAAGCCCCAAAACAAACAACACAUGCACACAUCAAUGAUUCAGUCUGAAAGCAAUAUGAUCGAUCUGUUUAUCUGUCUCUAUAAUGUACUCGAAAACUGCAGGAAUGUUGAUAUUUUUAAUUUUUUUAUCUGCCUGCACUAUGUUUUGUUUAAAUGAGGAAUUAAAAACAUAUGAGCAGAUACAAAUACACACAGAAGCUGACAGCCUCUAUGGAAAGUUUCCACAUUCAUGAUUUCAUGAUAUGCAAAUAGCUAUAUUUUAGUUUUUUUAGACUACAAGAAAAAACAAAUUAGCUUUCUAAUUAACCCUCUUAGGACCAUUAUGAUAAUGAUGAUUUAUUUUGAUUUUAUGGCUCUAGAAUUGUCAGAAAAUGUUCAACGAGUGAGGUGAAUCUUGUCUGUGAUUGGACGGUCGUUCCGCAGAAGUCCUGAGGUUCUACCGUAAUGACAAGUAUAUGGGCACAAAGCUCUAUUUCUCUGCUUACUCAUAUCCAUCCAUCCAUUUUCUACCGCUUUAUCCUCCACAUGAGGGUCACGGGGGAUGCUGCGCCAAUCUCAGCUGACAUAGGGCGAAAGGCGGGGUCACACCCUGGACAGAUCGCCAGUCCGUGUUUGAAUUUUCUAUUCUAGGAGUUACGGUAAUGAGAAAUACGCAUGCCAAAUCCAGUCGGAAACAGAAGGGUUAAAAUGUCAAAUUACGCCAAGAGAAUAUUGUAUUAGACAAUUAUAUAUACAAUCAUUUUUACAUGAGAGUACGCUCAUGUGAUUGACUGGAGCCUGGUUGCAGUUCUGUGAACUUUCGAUUGCAAAACGUCAACUAUUGUGAAUCUGGUGCAGAUACUCGUGAGUGAUGUUAUUCUGCCAUCAUAAAUGUCAACCGUCAACAAUGAGGAAGCAAUUGAAGAAAAAACUAAUUGGCAGGAAUGAAAAAGGGAAAAAUAAAUGAUGAUAAUACAGUGAUUAAAAAAAAAUAAGGGGAUGAACCAAUGAAGUAAACGAUGUGUAAAGUACUGUAAAUAGAGGGAAAGUGAGUUCAGUUGCUGAGCUUGUUCAUGUCGAUCACGUUGCUUUCAGAAAUAAACACACACACACACACACUCUAAACUACAGCCUUGCUUUUAUUCACCAUCACUGUAAAAACAGAAAUCAAACUGCCUAUGAAAUCAAACUAUUCACCAGUACCUCACACAAGCUGAUUCAGCUAAAAAUAUCAGCACCACCUCAGCUGCCAAAGUGUCUUUCCGUAAUCACACAAGCUUCAUAUUGAGAUUACUUCAAAUUUGAGGGAACGAGGCCUUGUACAGUGUUUUUUUUAAAUUAAAGCCAACUGUCGUUAGAGAGUCGCAGCUUUUUAUUCUUCGUAGUGCACGUCAGUGAGGAAGGCGGAGCAGUUAGGGCUGAAAACAGUUACAGAGACAGGAAAUGGUUUGAAUAGACUCGGGCUUCCUCUUUCUCUGCUCCCUCAGCAGGCCGAAAGGAUUAUUCCAGAUUACCAAGCCUGUUUGUGAUCCGCUCUAAGAGCUUUUCGCCUUCACUUUAUUUUGCUCUGUCUGUCAUUGAUGAAGGAUCUUCUUUUCUUUUUUUUUCAGUAUCCCAUAAAUGAAGGUGACCAGGUCAUGUUAGCGUGUUACACAGGUGUUAUAAGUGUGACAGUGCAUGCACUUCCUCCUCCUGUAGCAGCAGCAGCGGCUGCAGCUCGAGGCUUGAGGCCUAUUUAUCACGUGUUUUAUCAUGAGGGGCAAAAAAAAAGCAAACAUUAGGUCGUUUAAUGUAAACAACUUCAGUGUUUACAAUGAAAAAGCUUCAUUUUCAUGAAUGUUUUGCCUCAAAAUGUGUUAAAAAAAGUGUUGUUUUCUGUUGAACAUCCCAAUUAUUUGGUAAAUGAUGACAUUUUAUCACAAUAAUAAUCAAUAUCAUCGUAUCUGAAACUACACCAAUGGUUCCCAAAGACCAGGAGAUUUGUUUAGUUUGAAUUAAUUCACAAAACCUCUCUUGGAAAUGAUUUGUUCACAAUUCAAAAUGACAGAUAUGGCUGUAAAUGAGUAUAUGAUACAUGUACCAGUAUACAUUUUUAAAAUGAUGGAUACAUAUUAGUGAUAUUAUGAAAAACAGCCUCCUCUCCACUUGUCCCUGACAUUCACAUUUGUAGUUUUCAUUCGACAGUCUCAGUUACAUUUUGCCUUUUCAUCUAGCGCCAUCAUGAGGUGGUUUUGGAUCGCUGCUAAACCAGUCACAUUUCUCUCAGUAUUCAUUUUAUGGGAUUUGUUGACAAUAAAAAAAAAAGAAUAUAGUAAUAGUAAUAUCAUUAAAUGUUAACUAUAAGUUGGAUAAUAACACUGUAGCAGCUUGUGUUCAUUGAAAACUGUGCAUAUUCACAUUUAUAGAAGCUGUUCACACGUCAGACUGACUUUUAAACCGUAGAUAUCAGUGUUAGAACCUCUGUAUGUGUUGGAACUAUGUGAAUAUCAUAUGAAAAAUGAAACCUAAGUGCAAUUAUCAACAAAUGGAAAAGACAAUCUUUGCUUCCACAGACUGUGAUUAUGUGUAUUAGACACAGUUGGUUCUUCUUCCCCCAAACGUUAAAUCACACGAGAGAACGUUCAACAUAUAUGACGUAUUUUACAUGACUGGAGUUUUUUAAUUUUUACUGUAGGACUUGACAUGAUGUCAGGGACCAUUGUUACAUCCAUUUAUUUCUUUUUUUAAUGACUAUUUUCUAUCUUCAUGUAUGGAACCAGUUUUUCUUUCCACUUUCAUUUCAUGCCGCUCUGCAUUUCCCUCCUGAUAUUUUUGAAGUUUGUGUUAUUUAGUUGUCUUCCAAGCAGUUUUUCAUCUCGCCUAAAGCAGUUGCACUUGAAUGUCACACGCGGCGUGAGACAUGAAACCGACCAACAGUGGAAACAAUCCAACUAAUAGCACAACAUUAAUGUAUUUUAUACUGAAAAGCUCUUAAAGAGACACGUUUGUUAUUGUCCCAAUAAAAAUCAUCUGUUGAUAACAAA
Messenger RNA from Solea senegalensis (Senegalese sole), 3875 nucleotides. It is a transcript of the gene clic1, whose product is annotated as chloride intracellular channel 1. The coding region runs from base 91 to 819 and encodes 242 amino acids. The record is from RefSeq and is a predicted model, not a curated record. The transcript has 7 exons. NCBI's taxonomy places the organism in Eukaryota, Metazoa, Chordata, Actinopteri, Pleuronectiformes, Soleidae.